Messenger RNA from Gavialis gangeticus (Gharial), 3212 nucleotides. It is a transcript of the gene APBA2, whose product is annotated as amyloid beta precursor protein binding family A member 2. Bases 244 to 2505 code for a protein of 753 amino acids. The transcript is spliced from 15 exons. The record is from RefSeq and is a predicted model, not a curated record. Gene Ontology annotation, molecular function: amyloid-beta binding; protein binding. Gene Ontology annotation, cellular component: dendritic spine; plasma membrane; cytoplasm. Lineage: Eukaryota; Metazoa; Chordata; Crocodylia; Gavialidae. Gene Ontology annotation, biological process: chemical synaptic transmission.
CACCGCCUCUCUGGAGGUCUACCUUGAAUUACCCGACUAGACCUUCAGAUCUUUGGGUGUUCUCAUUUGUCUUGAUUGUCCAGUUUGAUUCUAGCCUCUAAAGAGUCUUUUCUUGCCUGCUGAGCUACCCUGUAUCAGAUUGUACUGGAUCCAGAUUUGCCAGUUCCAUAGAGGAGAACAGGAGCUCUCUGAGACUUUGCAUGCAUAAUUGCUUAGAAAUGAUUGUCAUAUAAGAAGCUGGCUAUGGCAAACAGGAAACGUCAAAACACCACAGCCAGCAUGCUGGAUCACAGAAUGCGAGCUUGCCCUACUUCAUCUCACAACAGGGAGCCAGAAACUGAGGAAAAUGACCUACCUAUUGAAGAUUAUACAGCAAAGGAACCUGAGCUAGCAACUUUUCGAGAAGCUAGCCCUACCCCAGUGGAACAAGAGUGCAAUGAUAAUAGUGGAGAUGGUGACUCUAGCUCUGAUUAUGUUAAUAAUACCUCUGAAGAGGAGGACUAUGAUGAAGGCCUGCCAGAGGAGGAGGAAGGGAUCACAUAUUACAUUAGGUACUGUCCAGAGGAUGACAGUUAUCUGGAAGGAAUGGACUGCAAUGGGGAAGAGUAUGUUUCCCAUGAAGAACAUAAUGUGGAAACUGAUGAAUGUCAGGAGGCUGUGGAAGAAGAAUGGGCUGAAGCUAAAAUCCAGCACCAAGAUGACAGUGAAGUGGCAGAAGGUCAAGACUACCAAGAUAAUGGUGUUCAGAUUUUGGAGGAUGAAGUGUCAUCUUUGGAGAUUCAAGACCAAGAAGUAAACAUACAAUACUGUCAAAGUGAAGAAAGCUAUCAGGACUAUUACCCACCAGAAGCUAAUGGAAACUCAUGUGGGGUAUCACCCUACCAUGCUAGAAAAGAAGAUGCUGAACUGGAAGAGCAGGAAGAAGAUAUUGACCAAAUUGUAGCUGAAAUUAAAAUGAGCAUGAGCAUAAGCAGCAUUAAUAGCAUGACAGAGAUGAGCCCUGAGCAUGCCGGGACUGAAAAUGUGCCAAGUGAAUAUAAAGACACUUCUCCAAAAGGAGAUGCUGGUCAUGCAGCCAACAGACACGAAGGGAGACCAAAAUCAUUGAAUAUUCCACCUGCUUCUAAGCAUGUUGGAGACAUGCCAAGAGGUUUUAAAACAAAGUCAAGAACUCCAGAAGACAGACCGAAGUUGCCACAAGAACAGGUGUGCAAUGGGUUAGAACAGCCAAGGAAGCAACAACGUUCUGACCUUAAUGGACCAAUUGAUAACAACAAUAUAUCAGAAACAAAGAAGGUGUCUUCAUUUCCAAGUUUUGUUGAUGUUCCAGGACCCUGUGAACCUGAAGAUCUCAUUGAUGGAAUCAUCUUUGCAGCCAAUUACUUGGGUUCUACACAACUGCUCUCAGAACGUAACCCUUCCAAAAACAUAAGAAUGAUGCAAGCUCAAGAGGCAGUGAGCCGUGUCAAGAGGAUGCAAAAGGCGGCUAAAAUCAAGAAAAAAGCGACUUCUGAGGGAGAUUCCCAGGCUUUGACAGAAGUGGAUCUAUUCAUCUCCACACAGAGGAUUAAAGUUCUGAAUGCAGACACACAGGAAACAAUGAUGGAUCAUGCACUACGCACAAUCUCAUACAUUGCUGAUAUUGGUAACAUUGUUGUUUUAAUGGCAAGACGCCGGAUGCCAAGGUCAGCUUCUCAAGACUGUAUUGAGACAACACCUGGUGCCCAGGAAGGAAAGAAACAGUACAAAAUGAUAUGCCAUGUCUUUGAAUCAGAGGAUGCACAGCUGAUAGCUCAGUCAAUUGGUCAGGCUUUCAGCGUGGCCUACCAGGAGUUCCUGAGAGCUAAUGGAAUUAACCCAGAGGAUCUCAGCCAGAAAGAAUAUAGUGACAUCAUCAAUACCCAAGAAAUGUAUAAUGAUGAUCUUAUACACUUCUCCAAUUCAGAGAACUGCAAAGAGCUCCAGCUAGAAAAGCAGAAGGGAGAAAUUCUUGGGGUAGUGAUUGUGGAAUCUGGAUGGGGAUCCAUUCUGCCCACAGUUAUCCUGGCUAACAUGAUGAAUGGAGGUCCUGCAGCUCGUUCAGGCAAACUAAGCAUUGGAGACCAGAUUAUGUCCAUUAAUGGGACCAGUUUAGUUGGUCUUCCUCUUGCAACGUGCCAGGGAAUCAUAAAGGGUCUUAAGAACCAGACACAAGUGAAGCUGAACAUUGUCAGCUGUCCUCCUGUCACUACUGUCCUCAUAAAACGACCAGACCUGAAAUAUCAGCUGGGCUUCAGCGUACAGAAUGGAAUUAUCUGCAGCUUGAUGAGAGGUGGAAUAGCUGAGAGGGGAGGGGUCAGAGUAGGACAUCGUAUUAUUGAGAUCAAUGGGCAAAGUGUUGUGGCCACUGCUCACGAGAAGAUAGUACAAGCCUUGUCUAACUCGGUGGGAGAGAUUCAUAUGAAGACUAUGCCAGCUGCAAUGUUCAGGCUUCUAACUGGACAAGAGACACCCCUGUAUAUCUAGCACGAAGCUCUAUCAACAAAAGAACUGAUUCCAACAAAGUCGAAGGCUUCACAGCUGAAGAGAAUUUUGUAUUUUCUAGGAGUGAAAGGUUUUGAAACAGGACCUGAAGAUUCUGCAAACUGAAGGGACAGGCUUCUCUGCCUUCUUUCUUUUCUUUUUAUUUCUUUGCCAAAAAGUGAUGACCAUCUUUAUCAAGGACAAUAAUCACUGACAAAAUCUUUGUAAAACAUUUAAGUAUUUUGCAACAUCUUCUAAACCCUUUUCUCAUUGAAACUUAAACAUAUUUAUUUGUAACCUUUAUGUGGUGUGAUGUAUGUUUGUCUGUCAUGUUUGAUAAUAACGUGGUGAAUGUGAACAUUUGAUGAGUGAGACUUCAGGAAACUGACUACAAAAUUAAGCAAUUAAAGUAAUGGUCAAAACGAAUUAAAACAAAUCUCAACUCCAUAAAGUGGUCCAACACUUCUGGUAUUACAUAACUUAAAAACUGGACCGAGCUAGAUGGUGUUUCAGAAAUUUCAGUGAAUAGGAAUGUGUGCAAUUAAAGCUAUUAGAUUCUAAUGGAAAGAAAACAGCUGUAGUACUUGGUUUCAUUAUGACAAGUGUAACCUAUAACUGCGAGUUUGGCAAGGUGUGAAUAUAAAUGUGUAACAAAAGGAAAGAGUGUCUUGUAUGUGAAAUAAAGAAUUGCCACAAGAUAAAAAUCAAAA